AUGCAAAACGAGGAUUGCCGAAAUAAAGUGCAAAAAUCUGUCGAAGAUAAUACUUCUCCAAGCCUUUCUUGGAUGAUGCAACAAGAUUAUGGUCAAGACAACGCACAUAAUAGUUUAGUAGCAGAAAAUUCUGUAGAAGUACAGCAAGUACUUGCUAAAUUCCACAAUACUUCCAAUAACUCUCCUAUAGUGGAUGCUGAAGUUUGUUCAGAUGCGGGUAAUAAUCAAGAUAAAGAUAAAACUGUUAUUGAAGAAAAUACUACUAAUAUAUCCAGACCAAACAGUUUAAGCAUAGAUAUAGCUAAGAUUGACUUAGUCCCACCAGAGAAUUUUAGUUCAGUUGUCGGUGGAGUUUAUCGUAGUGGACUCCCGCGUCCAGAGAAUUUCCCCUUUUUAAAGAAGCUAGGAUUACGAUCCAUCUUAUUAUUAUUACCGGAGCCUUAUUCCUCUGAACAUAUUAAUUGGAUGGAAGAGAAUGGGAUUAAACUAUUUCAAGUUGGCUUAAGCGGUAAUAAAGAACCAUUUGCUAAUAUUCCAGCACAACUAUUGACCGAAGCAUUAUCUGUGGCACUGGACCCAAGUAAUCAACCUUUAUUAAUACAUUGCAACCGUGGGAAACAUCGUACAGGUUGUGUUGUUGGAUGUAUACGAAAAUUGCAACAUUGGUCAUUAACAAUGAUAUUUGAUGAAUAUAGAAGAUUUGCAUUCCCCAAGGCCCGUGCUUUAGAUCAACAGUGCAUAGAGCUUUAUGAUGAAACAGAAAUUCAAAAAUAUUUAGAUUUAAAUGGUCUUUUACCUGUACCAUGGUAG
This is a messenger RNA of Henningerozyma blattae CBS 6284, 810 nucleotides long. RefSeq names its product putative tyrosine protein phosphatase SIW14 (gene SIW14). Lineage: Eukaryota; Fungi; Ascomycota; Saccharomycetes; Saccharomycetales; Saccharomycetaceae. Gene Ontology annotation, biological process: protein dephosphorylation. The transcript has a single exon. The record is from RefSeq and is a predicted model, not a curated record. Gene Ontology annotation, molecular function: inositol diphosphate tetrakisphosphate diphosphatase activity; phosphatase activity. Gene Ontology annotation, cellular component: cytoplasm. The coding region runs from base 1 to 810 and encodes 269 amino acids.